AUGGCGACGGGCAACCUGACAUUAGCCCCCAAGAAUAUUACUGAGUGUCUUGAUUUCCCUGCUAACGUACAUUCGGAGGGCAUUUUAAACUACAAUACAGCUGCUGGGAUGCCACAUACCCUUCCCAAUCUGGAGAUGCAGAUGACAGGCCUAAUCCUCGGUCCUACAUUCCUUGGGAAAUUACCAAUGUUGAAGCAAUACCUUUUUAAUCUACAAAGCCAAGAAAUAAUUGGUGUGCUGAGCGAGUUUGGCUAUGGGCUCUUUAUGUUUCUCAUUGGAGUGAAAAUGGAUUUGGGAAUGAUAAUGAGGACAGGGCAAAAGGCCUUGUGCACGGGUGUUGCCUGUGUCGUGGUGCCUUUAGUAGUCGGUAUUCUUGUCCAAACACAGCUCACCUCUUCUUACUUUAACCUAACUGAACAAGAAAUAUUCAAGCUUUCAUUUGUGACUGCAUCACAUUGUUUGACUCCGUUUCCGGUUGUUGCUUGCCUUCUUGAGGACCUCAAGAUCUUGAAUUCGGAGAUAGGGAGAUUAGGCAUGUCUGCAGCAUUGGUCAGUGACAUUUGUAGUGUGUUCCUGCAAUUUGUGGGCACAACAGCUAGAAUGGUAAAACAGGAAUGGUCAAGAUUUACUAUAUUGGGCAUAGGAUCAAGCAUUGGCUAUAUCAUUGUUGUCGCGUCCAUACUCAGACCGGCAAUGUACUGGGUGAUCAGGCACACCCCUAAAAACAGGCCUGUCAAAAAAGCCUAUCUCAAUAUCAUCAUCGUCGUUGUGCUUUCAUCUGGGGUGCUUUCGCAUAUGUAUGGCCAAAGUUUUCAUUUUGGUCCGUUUAUACUUGGUUUGGCUGUCCCAGCGGGACCACCAUUGGGAUCAGCCAUUGAAGCCAACCUCGGUUUGUUCGUCUCUGAUGUGCUUCUUCCAAUAUUUGUGACUACAUGUUCCAUGAGGGUAGACUUUUCGUGGCUUAGUUAUUUUAAAACUGACGCAUUCACGCAAAUCAAUGGAAUCCUUAUCGUCCUCGUUCUUGUGACCAAAUUCUUAGCCUCCAUUGUUCCUCCGUUGUAUUGCAACCUGCCCUUCAGUGAUGCAUUGACAGUUGCUCUCAUUUUGAGUUGCAAAGGCAUUGUCAACCUUGCCGCCUAUACCGAUUUCAGGGACAAUCAGAUCAUCAAUGACCCAAGCUAUGUUUUGGCAAUUACUAGCAUUUUAGUGACUGCAACUCUUGUACCGAUCGCAGUGAAUUUCCUCUAUGAUCCUUCAAGGAAAUACGCAGGCUACCAGAAAAGAAAUAUGAUGCAUUUGAAACCCAAUGCUGAGCUCAAAAUACUUGCCUGCAUUCAUAGGUCCGCUAAUAUGCCUGCAGUCAUCAAUCUACUUGAUGCAGCAUGUCCAUCUAAAGAGAACCCCAUUGGUGUUUAUGUUCUUCACCUUAUUGAAUUAGUUGGCAGGGCCUCCCCUAUUUUCAUCUCCCACGAAUUGCACAAAAACUCUGUCUCCAAUGUUUCAUACUCAGACGAUAUCCUUCUUUACUUCAAUCAGUUUGUAAGGGAAAAUCUAGGGGCUGUUUCUCUAAGCCUCUUCACAGCAAUCUCUGCACCAAAAUACAUGUAUGAAGACAUAUGCCACCUUGCAUUGGACAAGCUUGUGUCCCUAAUCGUGCUCCCAUUUCACCGGAGAUGGUCCAUUGACGGGUCUGUGGAGUCAGAAGACAUCAACAUCAGGACCCUAAAUUGCAGUGUCCUAGAUAGAGCCCCAUGCUCUGUUGGAAUCCUUGUAGACCGCAGCCAUUUAGGCCGAUCCACCUCCACUGUAUCACCUCAGUCAUCCUUCUCGGUGGCAAUAAUCUUCUUGGGUGGUAAAGAUGACAGGGAGGCAAUAGCAUUUUCCAAAAGAAUGGCCAAGGACUCGACGAUUAGCCUAACUGUGAUCCGGCUUGUUCCCAGGACUAAUGAAGCUGUUGGCUCGGAUUGGGAUCUUGAUACAGAGGGGUUGAAGUAUUUUAGAGAUGAUGAUGUAGAUGAGCGGUUUGUGAUGUACUUGGAGGAGGCUGUGAAAGAUGGGCCUCAGACAGCUUUAUUACUUCGGUCUAUUGUGGAUCAGUAUGACCUAAUUAUAGUAGGGAGAAGGUAUAAUGUACAGUCCCCUCAGACGGCAGGGCUUUCAGAAUGGACUGAAUUUCGAGAGCUGGGGACUGUAGGGGACUUGCUUGCAUCUCCAGAUAUCAAUUGUAGAGCUUCUAUUCUUGUGGUACAGCAGCAAAGGAUGGUGACAAAAUAA
Messenger RNA from Prunus dulcis (almond), 2274 nucleotides. RefSeq names its product cation/H(+) antiporter 4-like. The record is from RefSeq and is a predicted model, not a curated record. Gene Ontology annotation, biological process: regulation of pH; proton transmembrane transport. The transcript is spliced from 3 exons. Gene Ontology annotation, cellular component: endomembrane system; membrane. Bases 1 to 2274 code for a protein of 757 amino acids. Gene Ontology annotation, molecular function: antiporter activity. Lineage: Eukaryota; Viridiplantae; Streptophyta; Magnoliopsida; Rosales; Rosaceae.